Ceraceosorus bombacis is the source of this 4193-nucleotide messenger RNA. The record is from the annotation of a GenBank genome assembly. Lineage: Eukaryota; Fungi; Basidiomycota; Exobasidiomycetes; Ceraceosorales; Ceraceosoraceae.
AUGGCUCAGCUUCAGGUGAGGCGUAUUGCAUGGCGUGGAAACUAAUUCAGCUGCUGACCUCAAAAGCUCGCUUUUGGAACGUCAGCGGAGACGUCAAUCCCAGCAACAGCUGCAGCAGCAGCACCAACACCAACGUUUGAUCUCCACAAAGAAACAGUUGGCUGAGCAGGUGCGCGUACAUACAUGGCAAUGCACGUCGCCGAGCGGCCCAGAUUGGCUGACAAUUAAAAGUGCUCGACUUUGCAGGCCACACUGACAGUUACACACAGCAUACAGGCAGUCAAGUCGCUGAUGGAGACCUCGGUAGGCUGCUUUACGUACUUGAGGUACGUCAAAAGCAACGAUGCACAGCUUGGUGCAGCUUUGCUGAUUCUCCAGACGUGUUGCAACUGUGCAGAGCGCUGUUUCCGGAAGAGAACUUCGAGGAUGCAACAGUUCCAGGGUGCAUUGAGCACUCUGAGCGACUAAAGAUAUCAGAGUGCUGACUGACAUCGUCGCAAAAUCCUACAGCGCAAAUACCAAGCUUGACGACCAAGGCAGGCCUAUUAAGACGUCGCGUGAUGGAAGCAUCAAGGUCAGCCCACUGCACACAAGGGUCCUGCAGAUUUCGCUCACCUGCCCCUGUGGCUCGAUGGCAGGUCAAAAAGCUGAAGCGAGGAUGGUCAAAGGAAGCCGAUCAGCUGCUCUCGUACUUGGAGGAGGGCGUGUGCGACGCCUUGCAGCGCAACUACCUCCAGUCCUUGGUGUUUGCUGUCUCCAUCGACAAGGCUCAUCCUAACGAGGUCAUUGAGGUGUACACGUUCAAGUGAGCAGGCAGAGCAUAGAAUGUGGAAAUCUCGCUUUUGUUAAUGCAAUUCGUUGUUGCUCUACGACAGCUUCACGUAUCGUGCGAUCAAAGGCAGCAAAACAAAGUUGCCCGUCCUUGAGAUGGUCGACAAGUUACGGGACAUAUCCAUCUGGAACGCGGAGCCUAUCGAGGCUCUGCCAACGACGCGCGAUGUGCGCUCUUCCACUCAGGUGCGACAUCAGUCAAAGAGCAAGGGAGAACGCAACGUACAAAUGUGUGUGGUAAAGCUGACUCAGCGCACCUGCGUUCACCAUCUAGUCGAUCAUCCGCUCCUUGAUCACGUUGACCCAGUCACUCAUUGACUUGCCUAGUGAGUAGGAGAACGGCACUGGUAAGCAGAGUGGACCCUCACGCCUUCUCUGUAUGCUCCAGGACAUCGUUAUCUGUAGGUGUUGUGGCGAGGAUAGCAGGCGCCAAGGCGGAAGUUGAGCACCAGACGUUGCUCUCAGUACUCUCAAGCUAUCUUACAACGACAAUUGUCCGCCUGAAUACGAGGUAGGUUGCUCUUUUCUUCACUACACGGCGUCUACGACCUUACACUUGCUCAAAAUCUCUUCCUUUGUCCCUAGCCUGAACACUUCAGGGCCGCAGAUCCGAAGCGCGAGCAUUUUGUAUACACAACUCAGGGGCUAUCGGAUAGAGCAGAGCAGGUAGGACGAGCUCGCUUGAGCUUGUGUGCGCAUGUAUGCUGACGUGGAUUCUUGUCCAACCCCAGAUGCAGGUCGGCUGCCUACAGACGGGAUAUCACGGCUUAAAUCUCCACGUCGGCUCUAUUGCACACCUCCUCCCAUCCCCCGAAGAGGUCAUGGAGAAGGGUCAAGGAAAGUCGCUAGCGGAGCAGAAACAGAUAGAAGAACAAUCACAACUACAGAGCGCUAUGGCGCGUGUCGUGAUUUGGGAUGCCGAGGAGCAAGCCAUUCCUCAAGAGAUGGAGAUCAAGUCGGAAGAUGAGGCAGAAGAAGAAAUACAAGCUUUGAUGACUCCUUCGAGACGCGCCAAGGCUAUACAGAAUCGUCAACGUCGCAAACGCCUCGGUUUCGGUCGACCCGAACGUGGUGCUCCUCUCGGGCUUCGUGAUGCGGAAGGCAAGAUUGGCCCGGUUCCACCCUCGGCUUGGCAGGUGGCUCAGCGCCGUGCCGAAGCUCGCGAACGAGGUCAAAGUUUGGAUGACAGGGACGAUCUUGAUGACGUCACCCUCUUCGUAGCCAAAGCGAUUCAGCGAGAACUGCACGCAACGGACAAUUCAAUCAAUCAAGCCUUAGAGCAGAAUUGCAGCAGUCCUGGUUACACCAUGUCAAUCCCAGCGACGCAGCUUUUAAACGCUUCGUUACUGUCCACAGCGUCUGAUCGUCAUGGAGACUUGGUGCACAACAAAGAGAAUCACAUUUCUGAGGCGGCUGUUCAGAAGGCCCUGCCGACGCCGUCCUUUGAUAUCAAUGACUACCUCGCGUCGCCUGGACUCCAAUCACCUUCGGUUUCAGCAUCUCCCACGCCGAUGCGUACUCACAGUGGCGCGCUUCAGUCCGGCCGGGCGGAUGAACCUCCCGAUCAUGCUCUUUCCAAGAAUGCCGCAUCUGCCAAUCCAGGUGCAAGCUUGCCAAGUCUAUCGCAGGCUGAGCCCUUCGAGGGCGCCGCCAGCGGGUCUGACCAGCUGUCUCAAACGCAAACGCAAGCGACGCUUGUUCAGUCCCAACGAGUACCGACUCGUUCAUCGACUCGUCUGCGAAGCAUGCCAAGGGCGCCGCGUACCAAGAGCCCAACUUUUGCUGCACCCAUCAAGCACACAGCUGCUGUCAAGACAUCGGGGGUGGAGUCUGCAUCAGCCAACGGGCAGGAUGAAGAUCCGGCGCUACGAUUGACCCAAGUCAUGCUUCAGUCUCGUCACAAAAAGAGCAAAGGCUGCAACAAAAAGAAGCAACAAGGCCUUCAAAGUGACGGCGGCUUGGUGCGCUGUGAUUGCAAGCUUUAUGAGGUAUGCGAAGAUCGUCGAUGUGAAGCCGGCUGUGCGCCCAUCUGACGAGACGCCGCCCGCGAUCAGGAUGAUGGCUUGAUGGUCCACUGCGAUCAGUGCAAGAAAUGGGUAAGGCUCGGCUGCACCUGAGAAGAUGUCGUAGCACACUUCAGCACUCACUCUGCAAGUCUCUCGUUAGUUCCAUGGAGCCUGCUAUGGCUACCUCAGAGACGCCGAUUUACCGGACAACUUCGUCUGCUAGUGAGUCAUGCAAUGUACUGAUUGCAGCUUGGCAGUCUCUGUUGCAGCGCUGAGCCACUGUAUCGUGCUUCAAGCACAUGCUCGAUUGCGAGCGACCCCCUGCAUACAGUUGAGCAGGACGUCCUGCGCGAGAGCGUGCUGGCAGAGCUGGGCUCCCUUGCGCUAGUCCGCCGCGCUUUGUUCAAGCUACACGAGAAAGGAUGGGACGGGGUGGGAAACUUCGCAAAGCGUCUCGGGUGUGCUCCGGCGACAGCUGCCCUCGUGCGCGCGCAAUGUCAGAACGAGGGAUAUCUGGAGGCGACUGCGAACGCAAAGCCCUUCAAGCGACUGACGCCGGGUGCGGUGAGUCUGAAGCUAUCCUUGAGGAUUGCGUUGCUUGAAUACCACAAAUACUCACUGCACCACCCGCUUCGUCGCAGCUCGAGGUAGUCAAGACCGCGGGCAUUGUGCGCAAGAAAAACGCUAGGUAUUUCACGCCAAGAGGCGGUGCCGAGGCGGAGACCUUGAGAAAAUGGAAAGUCGCGUGUCCUACCGCGAAGAUUACCGGCUUUGACGAUCUUCAGGGAUCCGCGAUUGAGAAAGACGCGUCGCAGAUUACAGAGGACAUUGAGAUGGCCGAUAAUUCGCAGUCUAUCGUAAGUUUGUGUUGGCUUGCGCGCUUUGUCGCUGCCGUAGCUGAUAGUGCGCAUCGGUGCAACGACAUCCAAGCCCGAACUUCGAUCGCAAGUCGAGCAGACCUCUGAUCAGGUCAUGGCUGAGCAUGAUUCGAUCCAGGCGUCGCCAGAAGUAGCAGGCGCACGCUUGCCAUCACCGCUCUAUCCAUUGCAACGACCGAUGGGAAGUUCAUCAUCGUCAGCUAACGCAUUCCCGCGACCAACGUCUGGCGAGAUGUCACUCGGUCCCACCAGCACGAUCCCUUCGAGCACGGCCUUCCGCCCACUCUCUGAGCGCAGUCCCAACGAACGCAUAUCUACGCCUUUGCCACAGUCGCAGGUUGGCAAGAGAGUUGCACCAAUCGAUGAUCACGAAAUGAACGACAGCACUCCCAGUAUUUUCCCUCCGCGCCCACUCAAAGUGCAGAAAGCGAGCUUGUCGAUGCCCAUCGAGCUCGAUGACCGCGAUUUUGAUGUUUAA